AUGACGGCACAAGGCCACCUGGACCACAAGUCCGCCUUCGUCAAGAGCAGCACCUACACCACUGUGCUGCUGGCUGUGGACGAUGUCUUGCCACCCGCCACAGGCACCGGCACCCUGCUCCUUGCCCUGCUCAUUGUGAACGACAACAGCUCUGAGGCCGAGCCCUGGGACAUCACCGUCUGCAACUGCAGCCCCCAGCCACAGGUCCCCACCAUCAAUGACAGGGAUCUGCUCCCCAACGCCAGCCCCUUCCACGCCAAGCUCAUCCACACCUCCAGGGACAGCUGGGCUUCAAGCCACCCAUUUCACUCAGGUAACGUGGUCACCCUGUGGCUGGUGGCACCACUGGAGUUGGACCUCUACACCAUUUACCUGUGGCUGCUUGACCAACCGGGCAAAGCCCAGAUCACCGUGGACGCUGUGCGGGUCUGCGACUGCAAGGGGCCGACGCAGAGCUGUCCCCAGAGAACCCAGGCUGCCACCAGCCUGCCCUUCAUCCUCACUGCCCUGGGCACUCUCCUGGCCUUGCUGCUCAUCCUGCUGCUCCUGCUGCUGCUCUUCAUGAGGAGGAAGGUAAUGAAGGAGCCGCUGCUUCUGCCCAAGGAUGACACGCGGGAUGUCUUUUACUAUGGGGAGUAGGGCAGUGGGGAGGAGGACCAGGACUAUGACCUGUGGCAGCUGCACCGGGGCAUGGAUGCCCUCCACGAGGUGCUGCUCCACAACAACAUGGCCCCCACCUUCCUGCCAGCCUCCCAGUACCAGCCCCAGCCCGCCAACCCUGACGACAUCGUUACCUUCAUUGAGGAGAACCUGAAGGAGGCCGACACGGACCCCAUGCCCCCCCCCCCCAGCUCCCUGCUGGUGUUCGACUACGAGGGCAGCGGCUCAGCAGCUGAGGCCACCUCGCUCAGCUCCCUCAACUCCUCCUCCUCUGACUACGACCAGGACUAUGACUACCUCAACGGCUGGGGCAGCCGCUUCAAGAAGCUGGCGGACCUCUACAGUGGUGGGGAGGAGGACGACUAG
Molecule: messenger RNA, 1026 nt
Organism: Strigops habroptila (Kakapo)
Lineage: Eukaryota; Metazoa; Chordata; Aves; Psittaciformes; Psittacidae
Product: B-cadherin-like
Biological process (GO): calcium-dependent cell-cell adhesion; multicellular organism development; adherens junction organization
Cellular component (GO): catenin complex; membrane; adherens junction
Molecular function (GO): calcium ion binding; cadherin binding
Source: RefSeq, a predicted model, not a curated record